Molecule: messenger RNA, 1261 nt
Organism: Capsella rubella
Lineage: Eukaryota; Viridiplantae; Streptophyta; Magnoliopsida; Brassicales; Brassicaceae
Product: anthocyanidin reductase
Exons: 6
Coding region: 35-1063 (342 amino acids)
Molecular function (GO): anthocyanidin reductase activity; oxidoreductase activity, acting on the CH-OH group of donors, NAD or NADP as acceptor
Source: RefSeq, a predicted model, not a curated record
CAUCUCAAUCUCUCUGUUUUAAACAGUAAAAAUCAUGGAACAGACUCUUGCACCCACAGGAACGAAGAAGGCUUGUGUUAUCGGUGGCACAGGAAACUUAGCUUCUAUUCUCAUCAAGCAUUUGCUUCAAAGUGGCUACAAAGUUAACACCACAGUUAGAGAUCCAGAAAAUGAGAAGAAAAUGGCUCACCUUAGGCCACUUCAAGAACUUGGCGAGCUCAAGAUCUUCAAGGCGGAUUUGACCGAUGAAGAGAGUUUCGACUCCUCUAUCUCGGGCUGUGAAUACAUCUUCCAUGUUGCAACGCCGAUCAACUUCAAAUCCGACGAUCCUGAGAAAGACAUGAUCAAGCCAGCGAUACAAGGAGUAAUCAAUGUGUUGAAAUCUUGCCUGAAAUCGAAAUCAAUCAAGCGUGUGAUCUACACUUCUUCAGCUGCUGCGGUUUCCAUUAACAACCUUUCUGGACCUGGACUUGUGAUGAACGAAAAAAACUGGACUGACAUUGAAUUUCUCACAAAGGAGAAGCCUUUUAACUGGGGCUACCCAAUCUCUAAGAUGUUAGCAGAGAAGACAGCUUGGGAAUUUGCAAAAGAGCAUAACAUCGAUCUCGUUACUGUGAUUCCGGCACUUAUAGCCGGAAACUCUCUGCUCUACGAUCCUCCAAGCAGUUUAGCUCUCUCCAUGUCUUUAAUCACCGGGAAAGAAAUGCAUCUGACCGGACUCAAGGAGAUGCAGAAGCUAUCUGGCUCGAUCUCGUUCGUUCACGUAGACGAUUUAGCUCGUGCUCAUUUGUUUCUUGCGGAGAAAGAAACUGCCUCUGGUCGCUACAUUUGCUGUGCUAACAACACUUGUGUUCCAGAGAUUGCUGAUUUUCUCAGACAGAGAUAUCCUAAGUACAAUGUGUUGUCAGAAUUCGAAAAGUGCUUGUCUGUUGCGAAACUGAAACUCAAUUCAGAAAAGCUUAUCAGUGAAGGUUUUCAAUUCGAGUAUGGGAUCAAUGAGAUGUAUGAUCAGAUGAUAGAGUACUACGAGUCCAAAGGAUUGAUCAAAGCUAUAGAAUCUUGAUUUCGACUAUGUAACAAUGGAAUUUAUGAGUACGUACGUGAGUCUUUGAUCUCAUUCUCCCAUUCUACAAAAUGGCUUUUAAUAAUAUGUUGGUUGAGUUUAUAUGUCAUUUCAUACACAAACACUACUUACCAUUAAAGUGAACUUAAGUAAAUCAAGAUUGUUCGAUCACGGUUAAUAAAAUUAUUGGUAGGUACA